GUUUAGCUUAAAUGAGGACGAGGAGGAAGAAGUGGGGAGGUUGGUGAGGAAGAGGGGGUAUGUAUUGAAUAUUAUGGACCUCACCAGCGCAGCAUGUAUAGAGGCUGCUGAGCUCUAUGGGCCAAGCGCUCUGAGUGAAGCUCAAAUGGAUCAAUUUUUGAAUACUGCUGGAGGAAAGGCUAUCCCCAAGAAGCCAAGGAUGAAGUCAAGGACUUCAACUAAGCAAGUGGAUGAGGGGAGGGUUGGGAAGGAGGUGGUACCCUUGGCGUCAGCUGAGACGGAGGAAGAGGUACCAGCACUGAAGAGGAAGGGUUGGGAGGAGAGGAGGGCGCUGCAGAAGAAGCAGAAGGUGGUGGAAGAAGAGGGGAAUGGGGUGCCUGAGUUCGUACCUCAGCCUCCUCCUGUUGAGCUGGACCCCGAGCUCAGACAGUUGGAGGGGGGGGCUGAGGUACGGGCUCCUGGUAAGGGGAAGGGCCCUGUUACCCCAGUAGUGCCUCAGAGCAACCUGUUCGAGGCAAAGAACAUAAUGGGGGCUAGGUGGUUCAUCAACAGCACCUUCCCCGAAGUGGACAAGUGCAGUGCACGGGAGGAGGCUCUGAGGUACGGGGGAGCAUCUGUGGUGAAGCAUGCUCUUGAGAGCGCGAGCUGGGUGAAUGGUCUAGCCCAGGAGUUCAGGGAGAGUAUAAAGGAUCGCGCACUCUUGCAAAGGCAGUGUGACCAACUGCAGAAGGAGAAGGAAGAGUUGGAGAAAAAGAAUAAGGAGCUGCAAGAGUCUCUGAAUGAGGUGGUUCCAGCUAUGAAGCAGUUGGAGCAGGAGAGGUCGUCCCUAAGCACCAAGCUCGUCUUUGAGGAGAGCAAACGAAGGAUCUCCGAAAGCGAGCGUGAGGCUCAGGCGCAAGAAAUAAAGCUGAUGACGGAGGCAUUCAAGGAGCUGAAAGGGAACACGCAGAAGUUGGUGCAUAAUGGAAUGAAGGAACACAUCAGCAACUUCAUCAGUUCCAGCUCGUUUGACAGCAUCGUCAACCUGUACCGGCUGCCCAUUGCCAUUAUCGCUUUCACAGACUGCAGAAAGAAGAUGAAGGCUGCAUAUCCCGAAGUGGAUGUGACAAAGGUCACCUUCGGCGAGCAAGAAGAAAGAGUGGAGGAAGAUGGUGAGAGCAUGUCAGCAGACUUCCGUCCUCAGAUCAAACUGAGGUGGGAGGAUGAUGCAGACGGUCUCGCUGUUUUUCCUCCACAAUUCGACUUCGAGUUCGUUGCAGUGGAGGAAGAAGGAGCAGAGGUAGAGGGAGACGAAGUGGAGGCAGGAGUAGAAGGAGCUGGAGUUGAUGAUGGACAACCAAUUCCAGAAGUGGAGAUUCAUCCAGUUCCUUCUGACGAUGAGCAGCCUCCUCUGCCAGACGAGCAGCAGCCAAGACAGCCACCUCUUCCAACUGAAGAGGAGCCAGUGGAGCCACCUCCUCCAGCAGAGAAUUAAUUUUGUUUGUUUUUUGAUUUUUUGUAAAGACAUGUGAUCAGUUUGUAGUACCUAUAUUUUCUUAAUGAAAGUUUAUUUUUGAA
Rubroshorea leprosula is the source of this 1557-nucleotide messenger RNA. Lineage: Eukaryota; Viridiplantae; Streptophyta; Magnoliopsida; Malvales; Dipterocarpaceae. The record is from the annotation of a GenBank genome assembly.